AAGGACUCCACCAGCAAGAGCUACGUCAACAACCUCAAGGUUCUGUUCUGCGAGGAUGGCAAGACCUUCGCUUCCAUGGCCACGCAGGCCUACCUCGACCUGGUCAAGGCGAGUCCUGCGAACAAGCGCGGCAACGGCCAGCGCUCCGCCUGCGUCCGGAAGUUCAUCGACUUCUGGAGGGAAAAGGGCGAGAAGAUGUGGAGCGAGAAGAAGGGCUGGUCGAGCCCGCCGUCGAACGAGCCCAAAUUCAUCCUCAAAGGAGCGCUAGGCUCCGGCCACGCCAUGGGCGAGGGCACCUUCGGCAGCGCGAAGCGGUCUGCCGACAGGCCCCUGGUGGCGGCGGCCGCUCCCACGGCGGCGCCCGCGCCCGCGGCGGCGCCCGCGCCCGCGGCGGCGCCCGCGCCGGCGAAGAACGCGUCGGCCAAGAACGCCCCCGCGUCGGCGACGAAGACGCCCCCCGCCUCACAGCCAGCGCCCGUGGCCGCCGGCGCCACCUCCUCGGAGCCCUCCGCG
Messenger RNA from Prorocentrum cordatum, 513 nucleotides. The record is from the annotation of a GenBank genome assembly. Lineage: Eukaryota; Dinophyceae; Prorocentrales; Prorocentraceae.